AUGACACAGAUGACGCUACCCAACCUGCUGUCCACUCUCACGGAAUCUUUGCAAAACUCGUCGUCCUCAUUUCCAGAUCCAGGUGGUCUCGCUGCCCCAACUGACGGAAUAUCGCUGUUCGACACUAAGAAUGAACUACUCCUCGCCUAUUUGCAAAACCUCGUUUACCUCAUCAUUCUCAACCUCCGAAAUACGAAACAAGCGACGUUGCAGAUACAAGGCGAAAACCCAAUCGAGGAUGUCACUAAGAAGCUAAUCGAGCUCCGAGUCUACCUUGAGAAAGGCGUCCGUCCACUUGAAGGCAAACUGCGAUAUCAGCUCGACAAGCUACUAGCAGCUGCUUCCGAAGCUGACACUGCUAAUAACCAUCGAAAUACAAGUGCCCUACCUCCAAGGGCACUUGAUGACCAGGACUCUGAUUUCGAUCCCCAUCCACCAUCGCUACCAAUCUCCGAGCUCUCUCAUCGCCCCAACCCUUCCGCCUUCGUCCUCCCCUCCAGCAAAGACUCCUUUGCCCGCCAAGAGAAGGACGAGAUCUAUAAGCCUCCACGCAUAACGCCCACCUCUCUACCUACCACUGAGCGGAAAGCUGAGCGUACACGACGCCCGCGACGCUCUACGGCUGUUGAUGCAUUUAUUAGAGAGGAAAUGACAGACGCGCCAGUCGCUGAGCCAAGUAUUGGCGCUGGAAGCAAGUUGCGAGGAAAGGAGAAGGAAAGAGAGGAUGAGAGAAGGGAAUACGAGGAGCAGAGACUUGUGAGAUUGCCUGGGGAGAAGAAGAAGAAACAAAGACGGAUUGGCGGUGGGGCAGAGGAAUUGGAUGUUGGGGGCUUUGGAGCCUUGGAGCAGAUUGAUUUUGGAGACACAAAGGGAAGGAAGAAGAGGAGAGUAGGUGGUGAUGGUGCAUUUAAAGGGAUGGGCGGGAGGCCAGGAGAGCGGUGGGAGAAGAGGGUUGCUAAAGGUCCGAAAAGAAAAAGGAGGUAG
This is a messenger RNA of Bacidia gigantensis, 984 nucleotides long. RefSeq lists its product as uncharacterized. The coding region runs from base 1 to 984 and encodes 327 amino acids. The transcript has a single exon. Gene Ontology annotation, biological process: maturation of SSU-rRNA from tricistronic rRNA transcript (SSU-rRNA, 5.8S rRNA, LSU-rRNA). The record is from RefSeq and is a predicted model, not a curated record. NCBI's taxonomy places the organism in Eukaryota, Fungi, Ascomycota, Lecanoromycetes, Lecanorales, Ramalinaceae. Gene Ontology annotation, cellular component: nucleolus; small-subunit processome.